UGUGUGUGUGUGUGUGUGUGUGAGUGAUCAGGGAUAUCCACCGUUUUUUUUUCACUCGCUCUCCCGUUAUUUGAAGGCGCUGCUGAGUCCGCUCUGCUUUUACCUGCCUCACCUGAGCAGACUCACCUGUUCACUCGUUCCUUUCGCUCUUCAAAACUGAAAGCCUCACUUUGAGACGGAUUUUUUUUAAAGAAAUAUUUAAAGAUAAACCUUACGAAACAAGAAGAAAAAACGCAAGGAGGAGAAAAGAAGAGGAUCGACCCUUGCCACUUUUUCCCCCUCUGCUUCCUGCUUUUCAGCCGUUACCUGGUUUGACGUCGUUUUUUUUUUUUUUUUUUUUUUUUUUACUUGAAAAGCAAAAAUAAAUAUAUAUAUAAUUAUAUUUAAGAUUUAAGAAGAGGACUGGUUGAUUUUAAGGAACAUGCCGCGGGCUUUUCUGGUAAAAAAGGCGAACGUUUCGCCGGGAAAGCGGAACUGGAGUGAGCUGCCCGACCAUGAGAGAGGAGACGUUUACAUCCCAGUCUCCAUCUUCCCGCCGUCGGUCUUGAUGACAGAAGUUGAGGCCAGCCCUGCAGAGACUGUGCCUCUCUGCCUCACCAAACGCUCUCCAUCAGACAGUCACGCUGAGCUGCCGUCCAGCACGCUGCUUGGACAACCGCGAAGUCUAGCGGGUUCGCCAGAGGGGAAGUCGAAUAUCAGACGGAGCUUGCAUGGCGACUCUUUGUACAUCCGAUCUAAAAUGAAGGUAACUACAGGCGUGUUUCCUCCUGAUCCCUCUCUUCUUCCUGAAGCUCGUCCCCAAAUUUCCAACCCACAGCCUCUACCUCCACAGCCCCCUGUUACGCCAGCACCCCCCCAGCAAGCUCUGCCCCCCGGCCCUUCAGAGGCUCCAACUACUGUGAACAGAUCAGCGGGUCAAAGUCAGAGCGCUACCCCUACAAUGACAGGAGCGUAUGUGUGCCAGGUUUGCCAGAAGACUUUCCAGUACCAGCGCAUGUUGAACCGACACAUCAAGUGCCACAGUGAGACCAAGAGACAUCUGUGCAACUACUGCGGCAAAGGCUUCAACGACACGUUUGACCUGAAGAGACACGUGCGCACGCACACAGGGGUCCGUCCGUACAAGUGCACUCUGUGCGACAAGGCCUUCACCCAGCGCUGCUCCCUGGAGUCCCACAUGAAGAAGAUCCACAGCGUCACCCUAAAGUACGCCUACAAGGAGCGGCGCAACAAGCUGUACGUCUGCGAGGAGUGCGGCCACACUGCGAGCACUCAGGAUGAACUGCUGGUCCACCUGCACUCCCUGCACCCGGACAGCGCCCUGCUGAAGGGAAAGGCAGCAAGGAGGGCGGGAGGUCUGGGGGGAUCCGCCUCUGGCUCCGUCGGAGGAUCCACUCCAAGUUCUCCACGGGAGGCAGACAGCGAUGACACUAACGGAUCAGCUGGGCAGUAGAUCACCGGAAUGAACUCGGCAGGGAAGGAUGAAGGAGGGAUGUGUUAACUCAUGGACAUGCAGAGUGUUUUGUUUAUAUAUUUAUAAAAGGGCAGGGAUUUGGGUUUUAUUUUGCAUGAAAAAAAAGAAAAAAAACUAUGAUCAGCUUCCUCUGAUAUAAAUGUAUUAUUUAUAUUAUAUUCUGAUCAACAUGAAUUUGAGCAAAUAUUUUCAGUCAUGAAGGUGAUACCCUGACCUUGGAACUUGACUUGGAAGAACCUCAAACAAGGUAGAACUUUUUCAGAAGAUGCUCUGAAUCAGGCAUCCUUUCAUCCAACAUUCUUCCAGUCUCUGUAUAUUACAUCCACAUUGUGUUGUGGCUCAUUUUUAUUGCUUUGAAUGGGACUUUAUUACCAGUGGGCUUCUCUUUGCAACAGAAGAUUUGAAUUUUUCUAAUGGAAUAUACAUUAUUAUUAUUAAAGCAAAUAAUAUAUUACAUA
Messenger RNA from Cyprinodon tularosa, 1932 nucleotides. RefSeq names its product ovo-like zinc finger 1a (gene ovol1a). The record is from RefSeq and is a predicted model, not a curated record. The transcript is spliced from 5 exons. The coding region runs from base 422 to 1453 and encodes 343 amino acids. NCBI's taxonomy places the organism in Eukaryota, Metazoa, Chordata, Actinopteri, Cyprinodontiformes, Cyprinodontidae. Gene Ontology annotation, biological process: regulation of transcription by RNA polymerase II; epidermal cell differentiation. Gene Ontology annotation, cellular component: nucleus. Gene Ontology annotation, molecular function: RNA polymerase II cis-regulatory region sequence-specific DNA binding; DNA-binding transcription factor activity, RNA polymerase II-specific.